UGCCAACAAUUAUUAAAGCUUACACCACGAAAUGUUUGAUGUUUAAAUUAAUUGCCAUGUCUCUCUGUCUCUCUCUGUAUCUCUCUCUCUCUUCUUCCCCGCGUCGAUUUCACAUUUUCUCUUUUAAGACAGCUUUGAAUCUACAGACAACUUCAUUUUUACCAAAAUUUCUGUUUCUUCAAAGGAUUGAACUUUCAUAUUUCUCUCUUGCCCAGUUCUGAGUUAUUGCAAUCAGAAGUUGUAAACACUUUUCCUGUCUCUUUCUGCUACCCGAAUUUAUCUUCUUUAGCGUCUGUCUCUUUCAGCGGACGUGUCUUGUCUCUUUAAGGUAAUUUCAAGACUUAAACUUGAAGUAUCUCUGGCCUUCUUCUGCUGUCUGUUUCAUUUUUGAAAUCGAUUUGGAGAUUAGAUCUGACUCAGCUUCGACUAAAAGCCAUUGCUUUCGCCUUUGGAUUGUUGAUUCCCUAGUGGAUGUUCUUUAUCUCUUUAAAAAGGUCCUCUCUUUUAAAUCAAUUUUUGCUGAACUUGCCCAAUUCGGAAACUUUGUUGCAAGUCUCCUCUUGGUCUCUGGUAAUCGUUUUCGCAUCAAUCCUUAUAUUGAUUUGAAUCUGUAAUCAGAUUCGAUCUUUGAUGCUAAUUUGGUAUUCUAUAGAAGACAACAUAUCUGAAUUGGGUUUCUUCGUUGGAUAGGAUAAGUGGUUAGGGAAUGAGAAAAUUGUAUAGGAAGCUGGUUUCAUUCAGAGACCCAUUUGCUAGGGUCAAGAGACAUGUUAGUUCACAUUCAGGGUUUAGAGCUUUCAGCGACAGAAAAUGGUUGUUCCCUUUUCUAGCUAGCUUGAUCAUGUCCAUUACUCUUCUGAUUUUGUUAAUUUCUGGCCAAUUCGACAACUUCUUUGGGGAAGAAGAUCAAUUACCAGUUGAUGUUGUUUCAGAGUCUAAUGACUACUUUGUAGAAUCAGAUUUCAAGCAAUCUAUGAAUUCGACGGCUGAUGUUAAUCCAGAGCCUCCUAGAUUAGCUUAUUUAAUAUCGGGAACAAAAGGCGAUAGUCAUAGGAUGAUGAGGACUUUACAAGCUGUGUACCAUCCUAGAAACCAGUAUGUUCUGCAUUUGGAUCUUGAGGCUCCACCUCGAGAACGGAUGGAGCUGGCCAUGUCCGUGAAGACUGAUCCGACUUUCCGUGAAAUGGAGAAUGUUCGUGUGAUGGCUCAGUCUAAUCUUGUUACUUAUAAAGGCCCUACAAUGAUUGCUUGUACUCUUCAAGCCGUUUCAAUCUUGCUAAGAGAAAGCUUACAUUGGGAUUGGUUUCUUAACCUUAGUGCCUCGGAUUAUCCUCUAGUAACACAAGAUGAUUUGUUGUAUGUCUUCUCAAAUCUGUCUCGGAAUGUCAAUUUCAUCGAGAAUAUGCAGCUCACCGGAUGGAAACUGAAUCAGAGGGCUAAAUCAAUCAUUGUUGAUCCUGCCCUAUACCUAUCGAAGAAAUCCGAUAUCGCUUGGACUACUCAACGGCGAUCACUUCCAAAUUCUUUCAGGCUAUUCACUGGCUCAGCUUGGAUAAUGUUGACUCGGUCUUUCCUCGAGUACUGCAUUUGGGGAUGGGAUAAUUUCCCAAGAACAAUACUAAUGUACUACACAAAUUUCGUAUCUUCUCCUGAAGGAUACUUCCACACAGUAAUCUGCAACAGCAAAGAGUUUAUCAACACUGCAAUCGGUCACGACCUUCACUACAUUGCUUGGGACAGUCCUCCAAAGCAACACCCUAGAUCUCUCUCGUUGAAGGAUUUUGACAAUAUGGUCAAGAGCAAAGCUCCAUUUGCACGCAAGUUCCACAAAAACGAUCCUGCGUUAGACAAGAUCGAUAAAGAGCUAUUGGGACGGACACACCGGUUUGCACCAGGAGGAUGGUGUGUCGGGAGUUCAGCUAAUGGCAAUGAUCAGUGCUCUGUGCAAGGUGACGACUCGGUGUUGAAACCAGGACCUGGUUCUGAGAGGUUGCAGGAGCUUGUUCAAACACUUUCCUCUGAAGAAUUUAGGCGAAAACAGUGUUCUUGAAGUUAUCUACUGAUGACGCAAAAUAUAACGUUGUACAGUAUAUUGUUUUGUUUGAUUAUAAAUUUUUGGUUAUAGAAAUUUCUUCGA
Molecule: messenger RNA, 2137 nt
Organism: Arabidopsis thaliana (thale cress)
Lineage: Eukaryota; Viridiplantae; Streptophyta; Magnoliopsida; Brassicales; Brassicaceae
Product: Core-2/I-branching beta-1,6-N-acetylglucosaminyltransferase family protein
Exons: 4
Coding region: 707-2050 (447 amino acids)
Source: RefSeq, marked reviewed